UCGUCUUGAGCUGAAGGAAGAUUUUACCUUGCAGACUUAAAAAAUUGUGUUUCAUUGAGUUAAAAGUACAGAAGUAAUUUUAAUUAAACUAAAUUGCGUUGAUAGGAAAAGGUGCGUUCUCGUUGUCAUAAAAAAGAAAGCAAGCAAAUCACACAAGAAAAAAGUCUUACCAAACUGAACUCGAAACGAAACGAAAGCAGUGAAAAUUUUGUACAGAAAAUUUUGAUCAUAACAACUUCCUUUCAACAACGAAAGCGCUUCGCGGCUGCACUACAAUAGGCCUGGCCAAGAGGCCCGCAGGCAGGCAGGCAGACAGGCAGGGUGUAGUUAAAUUUGUGCUUUACUCACUGGGCUGAGCAACUUUAAUAAUUCACCACAACGUCCAACAACUUCGCUUGAAACGAAAUACAACUUCGUUGAUUGAUAUUGAAAAAGCUUGAGAAAAAGCUGUCUCGUUGGUCUUUACAGACUUGAAAUUCCACAAUUAAAAUUGUCGUAGCGUUAUAGACGACUGCAGCUAGCUAGUGUUUUAAAAAUAAAUCAAUAUUUUCUGAAUUUUAUUGCCUAAGUUUAUGUAAAAAAGGAUUACUUAUGAAUAAUAUUGAACGUAUCAAUGUAGUCGCGUCAUCAUCAUCAUCAACAUCACCAUCAUCAUCAUCUUCAUAUUCAUCAUCAUCCACGCCAGUAGCGAUUACUUCAUUCAACGCGCUGGCUUCAUUAAACUCAUCCGUUUCGUCAACGACGACUACGGCGACAGCGCCACUUUCAUCCACUACAUACACAUCGUCGCCAAAUGCACUGACAACAUCAUUUUCGCCAUCUUACAGCCAAUCUAGCGCUGAAACUCGCAUUGAAGACCAACAAACGCUACAACCGGUAUUGGUGACUUCACCAACUCCGCCACCAACACCACCACCAUCCAUAAUCGAUUCAUUUUCAUCGUCAUCAUCAUCGUCAUCGUCGUCGUUAGCUUCAUCGUCACCUCGUUCAUCGAACUCCACUUCACCUUCCUUUCCCAAAUCGUCCAUUGAAAAAUUCAAGAAUCAAGAGACACAAACCCAAUUGACCCUCAUAAAUUCCCUACUGCUCUCCUCCACAGCAUCCGCCGUUGCCGCUGCAAUCAAGCAACAGUCCCUUGUACGCUCUGUGACCGCCACUAGCAUAAUGGAUAUGCCUUUCAACACGUCACCCUCGCUCCGCGUGCGUACCACCUCGCUCAAUCAACUUAAGAAAACGGCCGAUCUUGCCAUCGAGAACGAACUGCAUGUUUGUCCGAGCGUCAUGUCUGACGAGUUGCGUAAACUACUGCCGCCCACGUCCGAAACGGUGAUGACUAAACCCUUUCCGGUGCGUGGUGAACGCGCCAUAACCGAUGUGACUACACCGCACGUCAUCGCCAUGGUGGGUUUACCGGCACGCGGUAAAACCUUUAUAUCGAAGAAAUUGGCACGCUACCUAAACUGGAUAGGCAUAGCGACGCGCGUUUUCAAUUUGGGUGAAUAUCGUCGUUGUGCGACCACCGCCUACAAGUCGCAUGAGUUUUUCCGUGCCGACAACGAGGCUGCCAUGGCAAUACGGGCGCGCUGUGCAAAUCAGGCACUUCACGAUUCCUGUGAAUGGCUGUUGAGCGGCUUGGGUAGUGUCGCAGUUUUUGAUGCGACAAACUCGACAAGCGAUCGUCGGCAGCUGAUCUACGAUACUGUAGUGAAGCAGCACAACUUCCGUUUGUUCUUUGUCGAAUCGAUUUGUGACGAUCCUAGCAUUAUUGAACAAAAUAUUAAGGAGGUAAAGGUGAGCUCACCCGACUAUAUCAAUAUGAAUACGGAACUUGUGGUGCGGGACUUCCUGCAGCGCAUCGAACACUACGAGGAACGCUACCAACCGAUUGACGAGGAGACAGAAUCCCAUCUAAGUUUUAUGAAAAUCUAUAACGCCGGCAAGAAAACCGUAGUGUACAACAACGAGGGGCAUGUAGAAUCGCGUAUCGUCUACUACUUAAUGAACACGCACAUAACACCUCGUACUAUUUAUUUGACGCGUCAUGGCGAAAGUGAACAUAAUCUUAAGGGAUUGAUUGGUGGCGAUUCAAAUCUGAGUGAACGAGGACGGCACUACGCCGCGGCAUUGUCCUCAUACAUCGAGCAGCAGCAUAUUGAUGGGCUGCGUGUGUGGACUUCAUGGAUGAAGCGUGCCAUACAAACGGUAGCGGAUGUGAAAGCACCACAGGAACGUUGGAAGGCGCUCAAUGAAAUUGAUGCUGGUCAUUGCGAGGAGAUGAGCUAUGAGCAGAUAAAAGAGAAAUUCCCCGAGGAGUUCAAAGCGCGCGAUAUCAACAAAUUUGCAUAUCGUUAUCCACGCGGCGAGAGUUAUGAGGAUUUGGUAGCACGUCUCGAGCCGGUCAUAAUGGAAUUGGAACGUCAAGGUAAUGUGUUGGUAGUGUCACAUCAAGCUGUGUUGCGCUGCUUGUUUGCCUACUUCCUCGACAAGUCUGCCGAUGAGUUGCCAUACCUAUUUGUGCCAUUGCAUACGGUUAUCAAGUUGACACCGGUAGCUUAUGGCUGUAAGGUGGAGCAUAUUAAGCUGCCCAUCGACGCGGUCGAUACACAUCGUCCAAAACCGAAGAUACCCGGCGAUGUGUCCUUAGGUAUGGACGGAUUGAGUGGUGAAUUGGUGGCACCCGAUGGCGUGGGUAAGGUUUUGAUUGUAGGUGACGAUGUCACCACGGCAAAUGGCAGUACCAGAGCUGUGGGCAAUGGAUUGGCGGUGGUCACGGAGGGUGUAGUUGUGGGCUCGAACGAUGCGGCCCCGAACAACAACGCCCACCUCUGACGGCAACCCGGCGCACCACUAAAGAGAGGACUGCUAGCACACCUUCAAAGGUUCAAUACGUUAUAAGAUUAAACUGAGCGUAAGGAAGCAUAUACAUAACACAUAAAUAUGCAUAGCACUCGAACUGAAAUUAAGUGAUGAUUUUGAUUGAAAUGUAAAUGAUAGUUGAUGGUGAAUUUGCAUAGGUACUUUUUUAACACAACUUAGUAGGGAUGUCGAAUGUUCUAAAAAGUUUAUGACACGAAAGUUUACUAUUUGCAACUUGGAUAUGACUGGACUCGAUUUUGUAAUAAUUUUAGCUAAAUGCCAAUAUUUCUAUUGAUAUGUACUUAUGUAUGUCGUAGUAUGCAUUUGUGAAAGGAUGUUUUUCGUCUACUUUACGAGCUAUUUAAAAAGCAAAAAAUAUAUAAAAAUAAAAAAAAUAAAAAUAACACACACACUCACACAAACACAUGCACACAUAUUUUAAAAUAUAUUAUCGUAUUCAAUAUAUUUACGUGAAGCGUUAAAACUAAGAAGAUCUGUUAGUCGUAAACUUAAAUGUAUGUACUAAAAUGAUUGUAAAACACAUUAGUUUGUUUACUGUUUUAAAUAUAUUUUCCAUAACAGCUAUUUUGUUAAUGCUUGUUAUUUUAUUAAAGCUAUUACAAUUUUAUUCUACUUUAAUUAAAUAAUAUUUGCAGAGGUAAGAAGACUUUAGGCUGAAACUGUUUAGUAGCAAGCAACCGAACACUACGAACACAAACAUACCCUUCAUAAAAUUUAUUGUUGUAAACUAAUACAAACUUAAAUUAACUUUGUAAGUAUACUUUUUGUCAUUAAAUAAACUCAAAGCUUCAUGUACUGAAUCCCAAAUAAACUAUCAAAUGAUUAAGACACAACA
This is a messenger RNA of Anastrepha obliqua, 3712 nucleotides long. RefSeq names its product 6-phosphofructo-2-kinase/fructose-2,6-bisphosphatase 1 (gene Pfrx). NCBI's taxonomy places the organism in Eukaryota, Metazoa, Arthropoda, Insecta, Diptera, Tephritidae. Gene Ontology annotation, molecular function: fructose-2,6-bisphosphate 2-phosphatase activity; 6-phosphofructo-2-kinase activity; ATP binding. The transcript is spliced from 2 exons. Gene Ontology annotation, biological process: fructose 2,6-bisphosphate metabolic process; fructose metabolic process. Gene Ontology annotation, cellular component: cytosol. The coding region runs from base 592 to 2829 and encodes 745 amino acids. The record is from RefSeq and is a predicted model, not a curated record.